GGGGCGGAGGGACGGAGGGAAGAUGGCUGCCGAGGCCGGAUAUUGGCGCCGCCUCCCCCAAUCCUGGAGCCGGCGCAGAUGAGGCGGCUCGGCUGGGUCCGGCGACGCUUGGGAACCGGAGCAGGAGGGACACAGGCGGUGGGGCCUGGCCCUGCUAUAUGCCGGCGCCUCGGCUAGAGUGAGCGGCGGCGGCGGCGCCUCUUUCCUGCGGCUCUUUGCCUGUCGCUGUGAGUCCGAACGGGUGGCGGGCGGCAGAGGCAGCGGGGCCGGGAUGGAGGACGUUAACUCCGACGUGAACGCGGACCAGGAGGUGCGGAAGCUGCAGGAGCUGGUGAAGAUGCUGGAGAAGCAGAACGAGCAGCUGAGGAGCCGCUCCGGGGCCGUGCAGGGCGCCGGCUCCUUCGGGCCCGGCAGCCCGGUUCGGGCCGGAGCGUCCACUCCCUCCUCCGGCACGGCGUCUCCUCGGGGCUUCCCCUUGGGCCUCAGCGCCAAAUCGGGCAGCGGGGCCGGGUCGGGCCCGAGGCGGACGAGUAGCGAGGAGCUGCGGGACGCCACCUCCUUGCUGGCAGCGGGCGAGGGCGGCUUGCUGGACGAGGUGGAGCCGCUGCGGCCCGAGGAGCUGGAGCGCCUGUCAGGCUGGGAGGAGGAGGAGGAGAGCUGGCUAUAUUCAUCACCAAAGAAAAAACUUACACCAAUGCAGAAAUCGGUUAGUCCUUUAGUUUGGUGCAGGCAAGUUUUGGAUUACCCAAGUCCUGAUGUUGAAUGUGCUAAAAAGUCUCUUAUCCACAAACUUGAUCAAACUAUGUCAGCUCUCAAGAGGCAUAAUUUGUAUAAUAAUCCUUUCAACUCCGUCAGUUAUACAAGUCCUUACAGUCCAAAUGCCAGUAGCCCAUACAGUAGUGGUUUCAAUUCUCCGUCCUCAACCCCAGUGAGACCUCCUAUUGUCAAACAGCUAAUACUUCCUGGAAAUUCAGGUAAUUUGAAAGGUUCAUCAGACAGAAAUCCUCCACUCAGUCCUCAGUCCUCUAUAGACAGUGAAUUAAGUGCUUCAGAAUUAGAUGAAGAUUCAAUUGGAUCCAAUUAUAAGCUAAAUGAUGUAACUGAUGUGCAAAUUCUAGCUCGGAUGCAGGAAGAAAGUCUCCGGCAAGAAUAUGCGGCCACAGCGUCUCGGCGCAGUUCUGGUUCAUCUUGCAAUUCUACGAGACGGGGUACUUUUAGUGAUCAGGAGCUUGACGCGCAGAGUUUAGAUGACGAAGAUGACAAUGUGCAUCAUGCGGUAUACCCUGCUGUUAACAGGUUUUCACCAUCACCACGCAAUUCACCUCGACCUUCACCUAAGCAGUCACCCCGAAAUUCACCUCGUUCUCGAUCUCCUGCUCGGGGAAUAGAGUACAGUAGAGUGUCCCCACAGCCUAUGAUUAGCCGCUUACAGCAACCUCGCCUUUCACUUCAAGGCCAUCCAACAGAUUUACAGACAACCAAUGUUAAAAAUGAAGAAAAACUAAGACGCAGUCUUCCAAACCUGUCCCGAACAUCUAGUACACAAGUUGACUCAGUGAAAAGCAGCAGAAGUGACUCAAAUUUUCAAGUGCCAAAUGGAGGUAUACCUCGCAUGCAACCUCAGGCUUCAGCCACUUCGCAAAGGCUGAAAAAUUUGCCUCGUACUUCCCUCAAAGCCAAACAGUUGCUUCAAACUUCAUCUACAAAAAGAGUACCUUCUCCAGGUAAAUUCCGCUCCCCUGCAGCACCGUCUCCUUUGGCUCUCCGGCAACCAGUAAAAGCAUUUAGUAACCAUGGCUCUGGUUCUCCUGGUAGCCAAGAAACAACACAGCUCAUGCAAACCACUCCCUCACCUGGGCCUCCCAUGGUUCAGAACACAGCCCCAGCAAAUCCUCCUAGCAAUAUCAACAGCACUACUCUAACCAGACCUGCAGGGACAACUGUGAUGAGAAGUGGCUUGCCCAGACCCAGUGCCCCUUCUGCUGGGGGUAUACCAGUGCCUCGCAGCAAACUUGCACAGCCUGUUCGCAGAUCCUUGCCAGCUCCUAAAACCUAUGGCAGCAUGAAAGAUGACAGUUGGAAAGAUGGCUGUUACUGACCAGCAAAAACAAGAAUGCAGAGGUCCACAGCUUCAUGGAUACCCCUCCACCAGACUAAAAGACAACUUUUAUAUGCAGACUGUUCAGAUAAGACUCUUGGGAUUUAUAAAAUCCCAGCCCUCUCUGUCUUAAUUAGCACAAAUUGACAGAGAUGAUCAAACAGCACUUUAAUGACAUUUAACAUCAGAUGUGUUUGGUAAUCAUACAAUCACUCUCCAUGGAAUCACUUUUAGUUUUAUUUAAUAGCAACUAAAUUGAUUUUUUAAUGUUUGACAGAGGCCAAUAUCUGGGCAAAAAACCAAUGGAUGCCAAAGAGAAAUGCCCAUCUGUAAAUGAGAGCAUACCUUUGUGCACAAGGUGAAUUCUAGCUAUCCAAAACUUCACGUUCAACCUAAGUUACUGUAUACAUAGUAUCAAUAAAUAUUUGUGUUAAUGAGAA
This is a messenger RNA of Budorcas taxicolor (takin), 2538 nucleotides long. It is a transcript of the gene SLAIN2, whose product is annotated as SLAIN motif family member 2. Gene Ontology annotation, cellular component: microtubule plus-end. NCBI's taxonomy places the organism in Eukaryota, Metazoa, Chordata, Mammalia, Artiodactyla, Bovidae. Bases 272 to 2098 code for a protein of 608 amino acids. The transcript has 9 exons. The record is from RefSeq and is a predicted model, not a curated record. Gene Ontology annotation, biological process: positive regulation of microtubule polymerization; microtubule nucleation; cytoplasmic microtubule organization.